UUCACUCCCUUCCCAUCUGCUCCUGACCGAAACAAUGGACUUUAUAAACUGUCAACAUUGAUGCGAGGUAGUGACAGAGUGGCUAGUAUCGUGCCAGUGGGUGAUAUCGUGCGCAGUAUCCACCUUAUACCGAAGUUUGGAGACUCGGCUCUGCGAGAAUGGACGAGUGAGACCGUUCUUGAGGACUGUAACACGUUUUGGGUCAACUCAUACAUUGAUAGACAUACUUUUUCAAUAUUCAGAUAA
Suillus plorans is the source of this 246-nucleotide messenger RNA. RefSeq lists its product as uncharacterized. NCBI's taxonomy places the organism in Eukaryota, Fungi, Basidiomycota, Agaricomycetes, Boletales, Suillaceae. The record is from RefSeq and is a predicted model, not a curated record. The transcript has a single exon. The annotation marks the transcript as partial.